CGCACGCACGGGCAUGCAGCUGGCGGCUUCAGGAACAUUCUGCGAAGUGCUUAGAGCAGCCUUGUUAAAGAUCCAACUAUUAACCUAGUUCCUCGCACAUCACUUUCUCUCACAUCAACACAGUUCGAGCCAGUCACGCGCAAUCUGCAUUCUUGCCAGGAACCUCGAACCUAUCAUCAUCAUCGACCCGAGAAAAUCUCUUCACUUGUGUGUCUGAGCCUGACUUUCGUCCACUUCCCUGCCUCGAUAAACUAGUGAAGGCGUCUAUCUGGUUGCGCCAUGGUUCUGCACAAUCCGAACAAUUGGCACUGGGUGAAUAAGGAUGUUUCGGGGUGGGCAAAAGACUUCCUCGCGGAGUCGAUGGUGGGCGUCUCGGCAGAGGAAGGUGAUGUAUCGGCAAAGAUUGACGGCAUAAUGAGCAUGGAUGGCGACGUCGACGUGAGCCAGCGGAAAGGCAAAGUCAUUACGCUCUUCGACAUCAGGUUGCAGCUCGAGUGGUCGGGCAAAGCCGGCGAAGAGACCACGGCUAGUGGCACAAUCACAAUUCCUGAAGUUGCACACGAUACAGAAGCAGACGAGUAUGUUUUUGACAUAAGCUUGUACUCCGAGUCUUCUGAGAAAGAACCGAUCAAGAAUCUCGUGCGAUCGAAGAUCGUUCCGCAGUUGCGAACAAAGCUUCAGAAGCUUGCCCCAGCUUUGAUUGCAGAGCAUGGCAAGGACAUUCAGCACGCACCUGGCUCUAACCCAUCUAGCGGCUUCUCGACUCCCAAAUAUAUAUCCAGUAGUCACAUCAGUAAGGAUUCGUCCAAGCCUAGCACAACCACAACCACCACAUCUUCAGGAGGUAAAGGCCCGUCGGUCAACGUGACUACUGUCAACGAUGAAGCGGAAUUCAGGACGACCGCGGAACAGUUGUACAAAACAUUUACAGACCCGGAUCGCAUAGCCGCAUUCACACGUAGCAAGCCGAACCUGUUUGAAGGCGCCAAGAAGGGUGGCAAGUUCGAGCUUUUUGGUGGCAAUAUUACAGGUGAAUACGUAGAGCUAGAGGAGCCGACGAAGGUCGUGCAAAAAUGGCGACUGGCUCAAUGGCCGCAGGGCCAUUAUGCAACCCUUAAAAUCCGCUUUGAGCAAAACGAUGUAGAUGCCGUGACUACGAUGCGUGUGGACAUCGAGGGCGUGCCUGUGGGUCAAGAAGAGGUUACGAAGCGGAAUUGGGGCGAGUACUACGUUAGGUCUAUUAAGACCACAUUUGGUUUCGGCACCGUACUAUGAGACCGAAAUAAUUACAGUAGUAGCACUUUAAGAAAUGAAUCCAAAGAGACGAUCAGCGAUAA
Messenger RNA from Verruconis gallopava, 1337 nucleotides. RefSeq lists its product as uncharacterized. Gene Ontology annotation, cellular component: cytosol. Gene Ontology annotation, biological process: positive regulation of ATP-dependent activity; protein folding. Gene Ontology annotation, molecular function: ATPase activator activity; protein-folding chaperone binding. The record is from RefSeq and is a predicted model, not a curated record. NCBI's taxonomy places the organism in Eukaryota, Fungi, Ascomycota, Dothideomycetes, Venturiales, Sympoventuriaceae. The coding region runs from base 280 to 1275 and encodes 331 amino acids. The transcript is spliced from 4 exons.